This is a messenger RNA of Drosophila subpulchrella, 595 nucleotides long. RefSeq lists its product as uncharacterized. NCBI's taxonomy places the organism in Eukaryota, Metazoa, Arthropoda, Insecta, Diptera, Drosophilidae. The record is from RefSeq and is a predicted model, not a curated record. Bases 111 to 482 code for a protein of 123 amino acids. The transcript has 2 exons.
AAAAUUGGGUACCAGAUUCAAACCGUAAAAAUCACACUCACUUAUAUUUUUUGGCCGAGUAACAUAUAUACAUAUACUGAAGCAAAUAAGAAAACAAGUCAUAAAACAUAAUGAGCGAUGAACAAUUUCCGCAUUUUCAGCCUUGGUUGUCCGAGGAAAAUGAUGAAAUCUCUUGUGAUGUGACUGUAGAUCGACCAAUGUCACCACCACCAGAAGAAAUUGUGGAGGCUAUGGAAAUGGUUGAAGACCCGCCUUCAUUACCAGAACAGAGAAGGGCUAUAUCUGGUAAACAUGUGAUCACCUGUCGCAAUUGCGGAAAUCCUCUGAUCUGUUUCCCGGUUCGCACCAGAUACUAUACUUGCGCCGAGGUCGAUGGCCAACUUUUUAAAGUCAAACAGAUUAGUGCCAAAGUGGCACUGAAUUAUAUCCUGAAAAAACACACGAAACGGGCGCCCUCAAAAAAAAAAAUAGUUAAGUGUUAAAUUAAUGAUACAAGAACAAAAUUUACCAAAGGUCGACCUUCGCCAAAAAAAAAUUUUAUGUUAAAAUAAUUUUGAAAGGUACACAGAGAAAAUAAAAAACCCAAAACUAGUCA